AUGAUUACCAAUAAGGAUCAUCCGAAAUCGGCGAAGGUUCGAAACCAAUUUUACGAAGCCGAUCUCGAGGAGGAUAUCGGUUUGAUACGAUGUUUGAUGAAGUCGAUAGGCUUGUGGUACUCGAAAACUGAAAGUUCAUCAAGAGAGAAAUUCAUGUCAAUCGUCUCUGUAAUUGCCUGCACUCUUCUAAACGUCGCCGUGGUCGUUCCCUUCUUCAUACACCUCGUCUUCAUUGAGGAGGACAUCAAAAUGGUGGUGGAAAACGCUUCGGCGUUGAUCGGUUUCAUCAUAGGAGGGUUCAAGUAUUUGUGUAUGGUUGGUCACAGGAGCGAUAUCUGCAACUACAUAGACAGGAUUUCCGAAGAUUGGAGGAAUGCUCGCAUGGAUCCCGAUCGCAAGAUCAUGCUCCAAAGCACGAAAUUCUUCCAACAAUUGAUAAGGACCGCUAUGAUCAUCAUGUACGCUGGUCCCGUGGGGUACUCAUUCAUGCUCCCGAUUCUGUCAGGGGAUCUUCUGUCCCAUAAUGAUACUACAAGAAGGCCGACGUUUCCCUGCUAUUAUCACGUCUUCGAUGUUUACCCUUCGCCGAAUUAUGAAAUUGUUUAUAUUACGCAAAUUAGCGGCGUGGCCGUGUGUACAACCUUUUACGUGAUCGCUUCUGCUCUCACGGCCAAAUUUGUUUUUCACAUCUGUACCCAAUGCCGGAUCGUGAGAUCACUUUUUGAGGACGUUAUCGAUGGAGACAAGCAACAAGAUCGGAGCUUCAACGAGAGAUGGUCCUACGCUAUCAAAGCUCACUUACGGGUAUUAAGAUUUGUAAAGGACGCGGUGUCGGUACUGAGAGGCAUAUGUUUCGCGGAAUUGUUAGGAUGUAGCACAAUCACUUGUUUCAUUGGACUCAAUGCAAUUUGGGUAGGCAAAUGAAAAAAAAAAAAAUAAGACAA
Messenger RNA from Orussus abietinus, 944 nucleotides. RefSeq lists its product as uncharacterized. Gene Ontology annotation, cellular component: plasma membrane. The record is from RefSeq and is a predicted model, not a curated record. The transcript is spliced from 3 exons. Gene Ontology annotation, biological process: detection of chemical stimulus involved in sensory perception of smell; sensory perception of smell. Lineage: Eukaryota; Metazoa; Arthropoda; Insecta; Hymenoptera; Orussidae. The coding region runs from base 1 to 924 and encodes 307 amino acids. Gene Ontology annotation, molecular function: odorant binding; olfactory receptor activity.